ACUGCCAUUUCACUCAGCAGAGCUCAGUAUGGUCCAUGGUUGAUUGUGAAUUGGGUGCGUUUUCUGUGACAAUGAAACUCUUCUCUUGACGUUACAAGGUCUGCCUCUACAUGCUCAGUGCAAGUGGUCACGUAAAUGGAACGAUAUGAGCGCGGACGAUUGCGUGAACACUGAUGAUCUGUAAAAUCAAACAUGACGUUUCACAUAAACUUUUUUUUUUCCUUAGCUUGCCAGUUGUGUUUGAAUAUCUGUCAUUUCCAGCCCAGGUUGAGUUGCCCAGAGCUAUCUAGGAGUGUAUUUCAAUCUCAGCAGGAGAGAGGAUCAGAUUGCUUUGUGAGGCUAUGACGAGGUGGCACUGGGGAGGAAGGUGGUUGUUGGAGGAGGUGGGGGAGGUUGGUUAGAUCAGAUUUCACAUCCCUGCUUGCGUUCUUCAGCUCUCUGCACCUUCUAAAGUCGGCCCCCCUUCAUUCCACCCCACCACUCUGACUAACAGUGGAGACAGGAUGGCUGAGCAGGAGAGGAAAACAUUCACUCCCUUUCUUAUAUCAUCUACCUCAGGCCUGAGCCUCAUAUGCAGCGUAAAAGCAUAUCUCCUUAAACCGUGUGACUGACCUGUUAUUACUUGAGGAUAGAUUUAGGAUGGUUUCUAGUGCAAGAAGAAGGUGACGAUCCAGAUGCCAGUUGGACAUUUUGCUGUGUAAAUCUGAAUGACAUCAACAACCUGCCACCGUUUUCAACACAUGUUUCAGCAACAUGGCUCCAAGAAAUGGAUGUAUCAUUAUGUGCCAUGGAAUAGAGGGACCUUGUGAGGACAAAGCUCUGAGUUUCUAGUGCCGUCACAACCUCUUCACUCGUCCUCUCCAAUUUUCUGUCAAGACAUCUCUUUCGGUCCUCAAGCCACAUUUCGGACAUCUCAAAGAGUCGGACACACCUGCUAGCCCUAGUGCUUAUACCCAAAGUUGCUGUUUAAGAAUGACCCGGUUUCAUUUCUUCACAGUCGUUCUGGCUGGAGUCUGCGUUCUUCUGUGUCCUACAGCUGAAGGAGCUGGACAGAAUCCAGAUCACGUGCUGCAGGGAACGGGCGUGAAGCAUGGCCCUGACUCCAGAAGGCCAGGGGCUGAUACAACUGUGGAGCCUGAGGACGCUGCACGCUUCCUUAGCUGCUACUGCUCUGGCCACUGCCCGGAGGAUGCCAAGAACAACACGUGCCUGACAAAUGGCCAGUGUUUUGCCAUUAUUGAAGAAGAUGAAAAUGGUGAUGUUUUCUUAAGCUCUGGCUGCAUGAAGUAUGAAGGCUCACAUUUUCAGUGCAAGGAUUCACAGUAUGCACAGACAAGACGAACCAUCGAAUGCUGCCAGUCUGACUUCUGUAAUCGAGAUCUGAAGCCUGAGUUGCCUCCUCGAAACCCAGAGACAUUCUUUAGCCCACACUGGCUGGCAUUCCUCAUCUCAGUCACUGUGUGUUGCUGUACUCUCGUCUGCGUCACUGUGAUCUGUUAUUACAGGUAUAAAUGGCAGACAGAGAGGCAGCACUACCACAGAGACCUGGAGCAGAAUGAAGACCUCAUUCCAGCUGGAGAAUCUCUGAAAGACCUCAUCAACCAGUCACAGACCUCAGGCAGUGGUUCUGGGCUCCCCCUGCUGGUGCAGCGCACUAUUGCAAAGCAGAUCCAGAUAGUGCGUCUGAUAGGGAAAGGCCGGUAUGGUGAGGUGUGGCUGGGUCGCUGGAGGGGGGAGAAAGUGGCAGUGAAAGUGUUCUUCACUCGUGAAGAGGCCAGCUGGUUCAGAGAGACUGAAAUCUACCAGACUGUACUUAUGAGACAUGAAAACAUACUGGGUUUCAUAGCGGCAGAUAUAAAUGGUACAGGAGCCUCCACCCAGCUGUACCUGAUCACAGACUACCAUGAGAAUGGCUCUCUAUACGACUACCUGAAGUUUACCACCCUCGACACACAGGCUCUGUUGAAACUGGCCUACUCUGCAGCCUGCGGCCUUUGUCACCUCCACACUGAGAUCUAUGGCACACAAGGCAAACCAGCCAUCGCUCACAGAGACCUGAAGAGCAAGAACAUCCUCAUCAAGAAAAACGGCACCUGCUGUAUUGCCGAUUUGGGACUGGCAGUCAAAUUCAACAGUGAUACUAAUGAAGUGGACAUUCCUCUGAGCACUCGAAUGGGAACCCGCCGCUACAUGGCUCCAGAGGUUCUAGAUGAGACCCUGAAUAAGAACCACUUCCAGGCCUACAUUAUGGCUGAUAUUUACAGCUAUGGGCUGGUCAUAUGGGAGAUGGCCAGACGCUGCGUCACAGGAGGUAUAGUUGAGGACUACCAGCUGCCAUACUAUGAGAUGGUCCCUCCAGACCCUUCAUACGAAGACAUGCUGCAGGUAGUGUGUAUCAAAGGCCUGCGGCCAACUGUAUCUAACAGAUGGAAUAGCGAUGAGUGCUUGAGGGCCAUGCUGAAGCUGAUGUCAGAGUGCUGGGCGCACAAUCCUGCGUCCCGUCUCACCAUCCUACGAGUCAAGAAAACAUUAGCCAAAAUGGUAGAAUCACAGGACAUUAAAAUCUGACCCACGACCUCUUUCGGUCUGUUGGCAGGAACAGUCAGCAUCGUUUGACUCGGCACUCUUCGUCAUUACCGUGUCGUCUUACCUGUGGAGAUGGGAAACGUGAGGAACAGCUUCAGGUGGCGUCCUGCGUAACGAGGCCUGUGAGAGGUCAAAAUCAGAUGCUGAAACAAACUCUCAGUCCAGUUUUAUGCCGUCUUCGCUCCUUUUCCGCUUGACCCGUGGAUAAGACAUGGAGCCGUUUUUUUGCUUUCUGUGAAAGCUGCUACGAUUACAGGCUUUGAAAGAAGGUGACUCGAACAGAUCCAAACUGCCGAGAUGAAUCUUCCAGAUGUCUUGGGAAAAGAUGGAGACCUGACUUUUCUGCCUUAGCGAAAUUCACACUAAGCCAGUUGUUAUUGUGUCAGAUGUGUUAUGCAUUUGUCUCUUUAUUUUCUGGGAUAAACCUCAAUUCCUGCCAUAUGGAGAAAUAUUCAUGACUAUUUGCAAAGAGUAAAUAAAUAUAUGUUGACUUGCUGUAAUGAUAAAAUGUGCAAAUAAAUUUGUAAUGUAACUGAUGCAAAUUAAAUAGAGCAAGAAGUUGUAAUCGUGGCCCAAAGGGGCCCGACUGCAACAGUUUUUAGACUGUCAAAUAAUUAUUCCCAGUGUAUGUGUGUGUUGAGUUUAGUUGAUACAUAUAUGUGGAUACCAUCCAUCCUGGUUGCAAUAACUAUAUCUAGAAAUACUAACAUCCACUACACAGCUAAACCCUGUAUUUUCCUUUCUUAAUUUUUUAGAAAAUAUUUUAUCAUGACAAAAAACCCUUUGGCUCCUUGGAUACCUCUUUUUUUCUUUUAAGUAUGAUAUUUCUGAGAGUGUCACAUGGACUGUUAAUGCACCAGCCCCCAACAAAGAGAAAAAGAUGAAUUCCUGAGAAAAUGAUCCAACAUACCAAAUACAUAGCCUUAAUUUACCAACAAAAUUGGUCAGGAAAAGUCCAGUCCGUUUAUUAUUUAGUGCCACAGGAAACCGCUACCCAUUCCUCCCAAUACAUAACAUCUUUUCUAUUUAAUCACUUUAUGAAUCUCUGCACACAGAAAGUGUAUUGAAAAGUAUGUCUUCAGUUUAGUGCCAGACUAAUUAUGCUGCUUUGUCAAAUGAUGCCAACUUUUCAAGAUAUUACGAAGAGAGGAAAAACACAGAAAAAUAAAUGAUAAGGUUGUCAAAAAAUGCUCUUCAGAAAAAUAAAUCCAUAAAUUGGCUCUAAAAAUAUAAAUAUAUAUAACAUUAGAAAAUAUCUAUAUACUAAGAUGUGUGUACAGUAGCGUGCAAAACUCUUGGGUGUUUUUUUUUUUUGCCAGCAAAAAUGCUAUAUAACAAUAGAAUGAAUACAAAUAAAUGCAAGUAACAACAGUUUCAAACAAGUAGGUGAUAACAUUCCAAAAAGCAUUAUAGACCAUUUUUUAUGAUGUACAUUGUUGAUAGUGGGCUUUACACAUACAAUGCUAGAUGAUUAAUACCACGUUUGUUACAGAAAUAAAAAUAUAUAUUUGUGUGUUUCAUACCUUUAUACGUCAGCUAUUCUUUUCAAAAACUUGAUAUAUCCAAAAUUGUUACAAAUUAAUAUAUGGCAUUCUGGAAUAAACUCUUCAAAUUCUGGGCUUCCAUGAGGAGAGGUUCAGAAAUGGUUAAGCUAACAUUCUGAUACAUAAAAUCACUACUUAUUGUAUUAUUAUUGUUUAUAUUUAUUCAAAUAUUACUAUUUUUUUCUGGGUUUUUUUGAGCAAAUGAAUGCUUACUACCCAUUUAAAAUAUUUUUCUUGGCUGCCUAAGACAUUUGCACAGUACUGUAUAUGUUUGCCCACUACUGUUCAAAAGUUUGGAAUCAGUGUUUUCAGUAAUAUAAAACCAGUUUGGUUGGAGAUGAGUGUAGAAAAUGAUUCUACUAUGCUAGAAAUGUUAGAUGUGUCCAGAAUGAUGAACAGAAAGUGGUAUAACUUGGCAGAUAACUUGAGAAAAAAUUAAUGUAAAAAGAUUUUACAGUAUAUUUACAUUAUUUAUAGUUAAUAACUUGUAAAUAAGCAGAAUUUUGAAAUUAUUGAAUCAAACAUCUAAAAAUCCUUUUGGCAAAUCAUAAUUUUUAAAUCCACAUUGUACAAGUUAUUAAACUAACUGUUCUUAUGGCAAAUGAUUCAAAACUUUUAACGGUAAUAUGUAUGUAAAGAGCACAUGAUAUACAAGUCAAUUUGUCCUAAAGUUCUGUCAAACAGUUGCUGUAUAAGUAAUCUGUGGUCUGAAAGAGCAACCAGCUGUAUUUUCUGUACAAGCACCUAUGUUUCAUUUCUCAGAUUUCAUUUAUCUAAGCUAACCGUCUAAAUUGGGUUCCUAACUGAGUUUGACACAUUGGCCUUCAUCUUACUUUAAGAUGCUAACUAAAAAGUAAGCCCUCAGUACAAGGCUGGCCUCUAAACUAUGGGCUAAGUUAAGACAUUUGUCUGACACUUUCUUCUUGUUUGCUUGUUUUUCUUUGUAUGUUUUUUUUUCCCCAUUUGGCUUCUUCGUUAUGAAAUUGUGUAUCUUUGGAGCCUUAACAAUUGAAAUGUAGCAUCUGUGAAAUGCAGAUAUUUAAAAGUGCUUUGCCAAAGCAUUACCCAGCCCCUCCCUGUGUUAUCUAAUGCAUAGCUACUAAAAGACUCCCCAGUAUGUAAUUAUCACACAUUUUAUCUAGCUCCUGGCUGAAUGGGU
Messenger RNA from Colossoma macropomum (tambaqui), 5289 nucleotides. It is a transcript of the gene bmpr1aa, whose product is annotated as bone morphogenetic protein receptor, type IAa. The record is from RefSeq and is a predicted model, not a curated record. Gene Ontology annotation, molecular function: ATP binding; transforming growth factor beta receptor activity, type I; SMAD binding. Gene Ontology annotation, cellular component: signaling receptor complex; plasma membrane. Lineage: Eukaryota; Metazoa; Chordata; Actinopteri; Characiformes; Serrasalmidae. Gene Ontology annotation, biological process: cellular response to growth factor stimulus; protein phosphorylation; dorsal/ventral pattern formation. Bases 973 to 2568 code for a protein of 531 amino acids. The transcript is spliced from 13 exons.